AUGCCUUCCCACUCAGGCUACGAACCUCUUGCUCAAACAAUUGAGGAGGAGGCAGAGGGUGACGUCGCGGUCGGCGUCAAGCCUCCCUCACGAGGUCUCCGUCGUGCACACAAGCCAGGGCACAUCGACUUAAGCAAGAUUGACAAUGCAUUCAAGAGAUGGACAGAUUCCAUUGCUCAGAAGAUGAAGCGAAACAAGAAGGGGAUCCGGGACCACUCCCGUCGCGAGAUAUGGCAGUCUGUCUUUGAGGCCCCUCAGAACAUACCUCCGUUGCCUAGUAGUGAGGAAUCACAGACCCUUGAUCACCAACCUCCCAUGACUCAGGCAGUCUUCGACAAUACCGCUCAGUCAGUUCGAAGUGCCAUUGCAGCUGGCAUACACCCCAAGAUGAUCGCCAAAGGCUCAUCUGGAUCCUACUUUGCGCGUGCCAAGGUGGAUGGCAAGGUGCAGACAGUUGCUGUGUUCAAGCCAAAGGACGAAGAGCCGUAUGGCCGCCUGAACCCCAAGACAACCAAAUGGCUCCAUCGCCAAUUUCGUUGGAUCAUACCCUUUGGCAGAAAGUGCCUCAUUCCUAACCUCAGCUAUAUCUCCGAGGCGGCUGCAUCACUCCUGGAUGAACGCCUUGCUCUUAAUAUCGUUCCACGGACAGCCUUGGUUACAUUAUCUAGUCAAGCAUUUUUCUAUGACUGGCUAGAUCGUAAUGCGGCAAAGAAGGGCAAACCUCUCCCCGGGAAGAUAGGAAGUAUGCAAUACUUCUUGCAUGGAUUCACGGAUGCGUCAGAUUUCCUUCGUAAACAUCCUUGGCCGGGACGGUCCAUCACCGAUACCUUCGAUGACUCAAAUCACCGGAAGGGUAUCGCUUCCAAGAAGCUCCUUGGGGCUCUUAAGAUCAUAUGCGGCAAGACCGGUGAAGACGACGACCUUGAAGAUGAUCCCGAGGGCGAGCGAGCACUCUUCGAUGCUUCUGAGGGAACGGACGGUAGCCGACCUUUCUACUGGUCUCGUGCACUCCAGCAAAGUUUUAGGGAGGAACUAGAAAAGCUUGUUGUUCUAGAUUACCUUAUGCUUAACACCGAUCGUGGUGCCGAUAACUAUAUGAUCAAAUACUGCGAAGGGGACCAUGAGAAAUCACUCAUUGACGUCGCCCCCAAUCCCACUUCUCGGCCGCAAAUGCCAGCGAUGAGUCAGCUUCGGCGUGGCGAUCCCUCGACAGCUUCUUCGUCGAGACCAUCGUCAUGUGGCCAACCACAAUCAGACUAUACUCGGACACCACAUAUACACAUAGCUGCUAUAGACAACUCUCUCUCGUUCCCCCACGAACAUCCACAAGGAUGGCGUUCUUAUGCGUAUGGCUGGCUGUAUCUACCCGUGAGCCUGAUCGGUCCACCUUUUAGCGAGAAAACGCGAAAUCACUUCCUCCCAUUACUCACUUCCAAGACUUGGUGGGAGGAGACGACAUAUCAAUUACAGAAACUAUUUGCUGUAGAUCCUGACUUCCACCCGAAAAUGUUUAGACGGCAAAUGGCAGUCAUCAAGGGCCAGGCAUAUAACAUCAUCGAAUCGCUUAAGCAUGAGGUACGACCCCUUGAGCUUACUCGACGAACCAAAGCUCUAGUCUGGGAUGACGAGGUAGAGAUAAUGGAAGAGCUCCCGCGGCCGUCAGGGUCAGGUCCAAUACCACCUUCUCCCAAGCCCUCAAUCAGCUCAGUACCUCUACCUCCUCGACGGAUGCGUAGCCAAAGCUACACCUCUGAUUUCCCACCACCUGUACAAAGACGCUCGACUGAUACCUCCAGACCGAUUCCGUUCUCCGCUAAAUUCUCGAAAGUUCAUCCUGCUGCAACAGGCGUUAAUGUACUUGAACACCUUGAGCGCCUAGAUGCUGUUGAGGCUAGCCUGCAACGUCUUGGUGUCGAUGAGUCCGUUUUGGAAGAGGAAGAGGAGAUGGAUGUCGCCGAAUCGUUGCCGCACCGGAUACCCAUCCCUGGAUCUGCGCCUGCUGAGACAACGCACAUACCAGAGAUGGCGGCUUCGCAACAGUUUACACCGCCUGGUAGUCCUGGCGCGCUCACUUCUGUUCCAGAGGACAGGUCGCUGUCAAGCUCGAUGACGGAGGAUGAUCUCGUCGCAAUGUCGAUGUCGGUUCCACACGUCCAGGAUGCAUCUUACAUGAAUCGUCACUUGAGAUGGAACAGUCACAGUAGCCGGCAAACUCAGCGAGAGGGCUUGGACUGGAUGAACUCAGAGGACGCUGAUGCUGCAAGAAAACGGACAGUGGUCAUCGAGCGACUCGAAAUGGUGACUGCAAAGCCUUUGUUUAGCUGCUGGUAG
Messenger RNA from Coniophora puteana RWD-64-598 SS2, 2331 nucleotides. RefSeq lists its product as uncharacterized. Gene Ontology annotation, molecular function: 1-phosphatidylinositol 4-kinase activity. The record is from RefSeq and is a predicted model, not a curated record. Gene Ontology annotation, cellular component: lysosomal membrane; fungal-type vacuole membrane; endosome. Lineage: Eukaryota; Fungi; Basidiomycota; Agaricomycetes; Boletales; Coniophoraceae. Gene Ontology annotation, biological process: phosphatidylinositol phosphate biosynthetic process; endosome organization; Golgi organization. The transcript is spliced from 14 exons. The coding region runs from base 1 to 2331 and encodes 776 amino acids.